AUGGUAGAGUCCGACAGUGAUGACGAUAGACGUGCUUCCAAGGACAGGAAGAACUCAGACGCAGAAGAGGACGACGACGAAGACGAGGAGGUAGAGGCUGAUGAAGAAAGUGAGGAGGAAGACGAACGCGAGGAGUCGAGAGGUAAGAAGAAAGGAAAACGAUCACGCUCGUACUACGUGGACGACGCUGCUGACGAUGACGACGAUGAGGAGGAGGAGGAAGAUGACAGAAAGAAGAGGAAGAAGUCAAAGAAAUCUCGAAGAGAUGAAGAUAGUGAUGGAGAAGAAGAACUCAGCGACAACGAGGCUGAAAAGAUGGCUGCACAGAUGCGCAACAGUUACAGGAGGCACGACUUCUUAACUGCCGAUCUGACACAAGAGGAUCUUGAUGCCAGAUACCGCGGCGCCAUGCAUGAUGAUGAAGCUCUAGACGGCAUCACCGACGAGAACGUCAAGAACGCAAGGCUUCCUGAUGCAACCAAAGACCCAAAAGUGUGGUGUAUUAAAGUUGCCAAUGGAACUGAGAAGACGCUGGUGAUUCAGCUAAUGAACAAGUUUGUCACGUUGGCCAAAGAAGGCAAACCGAUUCAUAUUACUUGCGCAUACUGGAACGAACAGUCUCUCGGCUACAUCUAUGUCGAGGCGUACAAGGAGGCAUUUGUCAAGGAGGCUCUCAGCGGCCUUCGAGGAGUCUACGCCACAAAGAUGAAGCUUGUUCCCGUGAAGGAGAUGACAGACACCGUCGUCAUCAUCAAGAAGUCUCUCAGCGCUCAGCCUGGUGGUUGGGCGCGUGUCCGACGUGGCAAGUACAAGGGAGACAUCGUGCAAGUGCUGGCUGUCGAACACAACCGGAAUGAGGUGGAAGUCAAACUUGUCCCGAGGGUUGACACCAACGACUACAGCGCCUUCGAUGAUUCAGAGGCGAAGAAACGCAGGUCAAAGUUCAUCCCGCCGCGCAGGCUCUUCAACCCCGACAACUACGGCGAGUCUGAUCUUGACAAGUGGGGAAUCGAGAAUCAUCGAGACCAGAGCUCUGGAGACAACGUUUACACUGUUGACGGCGAUUUUACCUUCACCGGCGGAGGAUUCGUGAAGAAAUGGUUUGCAGUCAAGAGUCUCACUCUCGGGAGUGACAUCCAACCGGAGUUAGACGAUCUCAAAAUCUUUGAACAAGACGCCAAGACUGAGGACGGGCUCCCGAACCGAUCCAUGACACACCUGACGUCUAUCCACAAGCGCAAAGUUAUCUUGAACAAAGGAGAUGUUGUGCGCGUGAAGGAAGGAGAGCUGAGAGAUUUGCUGGGAGACGUCGACUCGAUAGACGGCAAGAGGGUCAUCAUUCGGCCGCGCCACGAGGCGAUCAAGCAGAAAUUGGAGUUCAACAUGGAAGAGCUCGAGAAAUACUUCGAAGCUGGUGACCAUGUCAAGGUUGUCAAUGGCAGACGAGCAGGAGUGACUGGAACUGUUGUUCGAGUGGAGGGAGAGACGAUUUACAUCCUGACCGACGUCAACCGCGAGGAAAUCCUCGUAUUCUCUUCCGAUCUGCAGGACACCAACGAGGUGAGCUCGGGCCUGGAUGUCGUCGGCGCUUUCCGCCUCUAUGAUCUUGUCCUGCUCGAAUCUGCUUCCUCCUCGAUGACGAUGCCUUCUGUCGGGGUAGUCGUUCAGCUGGAGAAGGAUACGCUUCAAGUCCUCGACAACUACGGGAAGAUCCGAGCUGUCCGCCCUGCUGAUGUCCAGCCGCACAAGAAGAGCGCCACAGCUGUUGCUCUUGACGGGGAGCAGCAGACGAUCGCGCAGGGAGACGUCGUGAGGGUCGUGGGAGAUGGCCCGAUGAAGGGCAAGACAGGAACUGUCCGCCACAUCUUCCGCGCCUUCCUGUUCCUGUAUUCGCCUGCAAGGAUGGAGAAUGCAGGAAUGUUUGUGAUGAGGUCGAGGCAGUGUGUGCUGAUGGGUCAGAGUAAGCACAAGGAAAACGAUCCCACCAACACCCUCGGCGGAGCCGCUUCUCUCAUCCCUGGCCGUAUGGGAGACGCGGGGAGAGGAGGCUUCCCUGGAGGCAUGGGAGGAGCCGGUGCGAUGCAGCCAGGAGGCUUCAGGGCAGCUGGGAGAGGACGAGGAGCGUCAUGGGAGGGGAAGCGAGUUCGAAUCAUCCGAGGUUUCGACAAGGGGAAGGUGGGAACUGUCAAGGAGGAGACGGACGCGAUCUGCCGCGUUGAACUUGAUGCGACUCACAAGAAGGUUGCUGUGAAGAAGACGGAUGUUGUCGAUCUCGUCGAUGAGAAGCGUGUUAUCCCCUCCCACAUGGCCAUCCCGCAGACUCCCUCCUCCGAUCACUUCCAGGCCGGAAGUCAGACGCCUGCAUGGACUCCUUCCACUCCUGCUCACGAUGGCAGCCAGACGCCGAACCCUUAUGCGGAGCCAGGGACGCCUUCAACUCCUCGUAACUUCUUCGAUCCCAACACUCCUGGUACCCCCAUGCACGACAGCACGUCAUGGGAUGCCGGGACUCCUGCUACUCCUGGAGCCUACGCCUCACCCUACGAACAUCCCGCUGCUACCCCAGCUACUCCUACGGCAUAUGGUGGUUACAGCAGCAACUACGUUCAGACGCCUGGAGCUCUCAACCCAACCACCCCAGGAGAAGGAGCAAGUCCCUUCACUCCAUCGACUCCCGGAGGCUAUGCGUCCUACGGAUACGGCCAGGGCAACUGGCAGACAGGUCAAACUCCCUUCGACCAGGGUACCCCGCAAACUCCUGCGACUCCUGGAGGAGACUUUCCUGUCAGAGCUGCACCGCAGGUGUCCAACUGGUGCCUCAAGCGCAUUGAAGUCCGGAUCGUGUCCGGAGAGUUCAUCGAUCGCACCGGUGUCGUCGUCGAAGUCAAGGGCCCCGACUGCAAAGUCGAGAUGCAAGGAGGACAGUCAACGAUGGUGCCGGCGGAGGACCUCGAAGCGGUUGUGCCGCAGAAGAACUCUUCCGUCAUUAUCCUACAGGGAGAGCUCAAGGGGAGCACAGGAAAGCUCAUCGGUAUCGAUGGAAGAGAUGGAAUCGUCAAGAUGGAUCUCAACUCCGACAUCAAGAUCAUCGACAUGCCUCUGCUGGCAGUCCAUGUGCCCGAGGCCUAG
Messenger RNA from Guillardia theta CCMP2712, 3129 nucleotides. RefSeq lists its product as hypothetical. Gene Ontology annotation, cellular component: DSIF complex; ribosome. The record is from RefSeq and is a predicted model, not a curated record. Gene Ontology annotation, biological process: regulation of transcription by RNA polymerase II; regulation of DNA-templated transcription elongation; translation. Bases 1 to 3129 code for a protein of 1042 amino acids. Gene Ontology annotation, molecular function: mRNA binding; structural constituent of ribosome. The transcript is spliced from 29 exons. NCBI's taxonomy places the organism in Eukaryota, Cryptophyceae, Pyrenomonadales, Geminigeraceae.